Messenger RNA from Sinocyclocheilus anshuiensis, 1087 nucleotides. RefSeq names its product zinc finger protein 98-like. The transcript has a single exon. The coding region runs from base 25 to 1002 and encodes 325 amino acids. Gene Ontology annotation, molecular function: RNA polymerase II cis-regulatory region sequence-specific DNA binding; DNA-binding transcription factor activity, RNA polymerase II-specific. The record is from RefSeq and is a predicted model, not a curated record. Lineage: Eukaryota; Metazoa; Chordata; Actinopteri; Cypriniformes; Cyprinidae. Gene Ontology annotation, biological process: regulation of transcription by RNA polymerase II.
AGCAAACAUAAUCUUGAUGUUCACAUGAGAGUUCACACUGGAGUGAAACUGUACAAGUGUUCACACUGUGACAAGAGAUUCAAUCAUUCAGGAAUCCUGAAAAGACACGAGAGGACCCACUCUGGAGAGAAACCGUACAAGUGUGAUUGUUGCGGGAAGAGCUUCACACAAAAAGGACACCUUAAGAGGCACAUGAACGUUCAUACUGGAGAGAAACCAUUCUCUUAUGAUCAGUGCGGGAAGAGACCAGUCUCUUGUGAUCAGUGCGGGAAGAGUUUCACACAAUCAGCACAUCUUAAAUAUCACAUGACCAUCCACACUGGAGAGAAGCUGUACACAUGUGAUCAAUGUGGCAAAUCAUUUUUGAGGGCAUCAUACCUGAUGAAACACAUGAGAGUUCAUACAAAGCAGAAGCUGCAUUCAUGUUGUUUGUGUGGAAAGAGUUUUUCACGUCUACAGAUUUUGAAAGAACAUCAGAAAACACACACUGGUGUGAGAGAGUACAUGUGCUUUGAGUGUGAAAAGACUUUUACUUCAGUGAACAAUUUGAAACAGCAUGAGAGGAUCCACACUGGAGAGAAACCGUACAAGUGUUCAUACUGUGACAAGAGAUUCAGUCAGGCAGCACAUCUGAAAAGGCAUAAGAGGAUCCACACUGGAGAAAAACCUUACAAGUGUUCAUACUGUGACAAGAGAUUCAGUCAGGCAGCACAUCUGAAAAGGCAUAAGAGGAUCCACACUGGAGAAAAACCUUACAAGUGUUCAUACUGUGACAAGAGAUUCAGUCAGGCAGCACAUCUGAAAAGGCAUAAGAGGAUCCACACUGGAGAAAAACCUUACAAGUGUUCACACUGUGACAAGGGAUUCAGUCAGGCAGCAUAUCUGAAAACACACGAGAGGAUCCACACUGGAGAGAAACCGUAUCACUGCACUGCAUGUGGGAAGUGUUUCAAUAAUUCAUCUGCUCUACACAGACAUACAAAAAACAUUCACAGUAAGUAGAUCAUCUUCAGAUCCAAAACUUUCAGGUCUGACGCCGCGUCCUCAUCAAAUGUGACACAAUAAUGCAUCAAGCAAUAAAAUAUCA